Molecule: messenger RNA, 6525 nt
Organism: Agrilus planipennis (emerald ash borer)
Lineage: Eukaryota; Metazoa; Arthropoda; Insecta; Coleoptera; Buprestidae
Product: fatty acid synthase-like
Exons: 29
Coding region: 65-6496 (2143 amino acids)
Biological process (GO): fatty acid biosynthetic process
Molecular function (GO): fatty acid synthase activity; oxidoreductase activity
Source: RefSeq, a predicted model, not a curated record
UUUGCAUUCUCAUAGUACUUUCAUCUUCAGUUAGUGUUACAGUAUCAAGUUGAAUUGCAUCGCGAUGAAGAAUGGCGAAGAAAUUGUUAUUUCUGGAAUCGGGGGAUUUUUUCCUAAAUGUAUCAAUGUGGAAAUUUUUCAAAAGUUACUUUUAGAAAACGCCGACUUCCUGGAUUCCCGAUGGAAAGAAGGAGAAAACAAUGUGACAAAUAUAAUCGGAAAGAUUCCUAACAUUCAAUUGUUUGAUACCGCUUAUUUUGGAAUCCAUAGGCAGCAAUGUAUCCAUAUGGAUCCGAUGCAACGUUUAGUGCUGGAAAGAACAUUUGAAGCACUCAUAGAUGCGGGGGUAAAUCCUAUCGAUAUAAGGGGAAAAAAAGUAGGCGUCUUUAUUGGGUCGUCUGUAGGAGAGAAUGAUAACAUUCUGUUUGAAACAGUUGCAAGUGGAUUUGGCAUUACUGGUCACUCACGAUCCAUGAUGCCGAACAGGAUUUCAUACUGGUUAAAUUUGAAAGGUCCUAGCUACGUUUGCGACAGCAACUGGUUGAAUGGUUUGGAAGUAAUAAGAAUGGCUUAUGAAUCAAUUAGAGAAGGACAUUGUGAUUCCGCCAUUGUUGGUACGACAAAUUUGACCGUAAAUUCAGAAAUGAGUUGGGCGUAUAACGACAUCAAGUUACUUUCCCCAGAUGGUAUUACAAGAUCUUUCGACGCAGAUGCUAACGGAUAUGGGCGAAGUGAUGGUAUUGUGGUAUUGUAUUUACAAAGAGCAACGAAAGCUAAACGUAUUUAUGGUACCAUUGUCAACGCUCAGACCUGCUUCAAUGGAAACCGUGAAGGUCCUUUGAUUGCUGUUGAUCAGCCCCACAUGGUCAAGUUUAUGAAAGAUUUUUAUGCUGAAACUGACGUUGACCCAACAGAAGUAAAUUAUAUCGAAGCGUAUGGUUGCGGCAUCAGGCAUGUGGACGAAGUCGAACUAAAUGCAAUAGAAGAAGUUUAUUGCGAAAAGCGUUCUGGUCCUCUUCUCCUCGGAUCUAUUAAAUCCAAUAUAGGUCACGCUGAAGCAUCAGCGUCUCUUAUGGCAGUGGUAAAAGCUUUAAUAUCAAUGAAUUCAGGGAUAAUCCCUGCUAAUAAACAUUACAAAAAUCCAAAUCCUAAUAUAAAAGGUCUUAUCAAUGGUACCCUAAAAGUUGUCAACGAAAAUACUCAAUGGAGAGGCGAUUAUGCAGCUGUUAAUGCGAUCGGCUUGGCCUCAUCGUAUGGCCAUUUGUUGCUCAAAGCAAACAAAAACACUAAGAAAGAAGGCCCUUUAGAUGAUCUUCCACGUUUAUUCAUAGCUUCCACCAGAACAGAGGAAGCAAUACAAAAAAUCCUUAGCACGGUACAAGAUCAUAAAAAUGAAGUCGAAUACGCCAACUUGAUACAGGAAAUUUUUGCAACCCCAAUUCCAGGUCAUUUAUAUCGGGGUUACGUUCUGACGGCAAACGAGGUCAAACAAGAAUUCGAACAUUACCCCGGCAAAAAACGUCCUGUCUGGUUUGUUUAUUCAGGAAUGGGUUCUCAGUGGCCAACCAUGGCCUCUGAUCUCAUGCGGAUUCCCGUAUUUGCCGAAUCCAUUCAGAGAAGUCACGCCAUUCUUCAGAAAAAGAACGUUGAUCUCCUUAAUAUCGUCACAACUGACGACCCCAAAAUAUUCGAUAACAUUCUUCAUUCUUUCAUAGGAAUCGCGGCUGUACAGAUUGCUUUAACAGAUGUACUACACACUGUGGGGGUGGUUCCAGAUGGUAUAAUUGGGCAUUCGGUGGGUGAAUUGGGAUGCGCCUAUGCUGAUGGGUGUUUGACAGCAGAACAGAUGAUCCUCGCUGCUUAUGCGAGAGGAAAAGCGUCCCUAGAAGCUGAACUCAUUCCAGGGAUGAUGGCUGCAGUGGGAAUUGGGUAUCAAGAAAUCAAGGAUCAGUGUCCACCAACAGUAGAGGUGGCAUGUCACAAUGGUCCUGAAAGUUGCACCAUAUCAGGACCAACAAAGGACAUGGAAGAUUUCGUGGCUCAAUUGAAAGAAAGGGGUGUCUUUGCCAGGCUGGUUAAUGUUGCCAACAUCGCUUAUCACAGUAGAUACAUAAAACCUGCUGCUCCAUUUCUAUUGAAGUAUCUCAAAGAGAUCAUUCCAAUUGCAUCACCACGAUCUUCAAAAUGGAUCAGUACGUCUAUACCUGAAGACAGAUGGGAUAGUGAUUUAGCGAAAACCUCUUCAGCUGAGUAUCAUACUAACAAUUUACUUAGUUCAGUUUUAUUUGAGGAAGCAUCAAAACAUUUUCCAAAAGACGCCAUUGUCAUAGAAAUAGCUCCACAUGGACUUCUACAAAGUAUUCUUAAACGCUCUCUGCCACCAGAAUGUACAAACAUUGCGUUGACUCAAAGAGGACACAGGAGCAACAUGGAAUUUUUAUUGUCAGCUCUUGGAAGAAUGUUCAUCAGCGGAGUUGAUAAUAUGAGAGUUUCUGCAUUAUAUCCAAAAGUUGAGUAUCCAAUCGGACGAGGAACUCCUUCAUUAACGCCUAUUGUACAUUGGGAACACAGUGAAGAAUGGAGAGUUGGAAGCAACGAUAAGUUAAACUAUCUAGCUAGUGUUAAAGACAUCCAAGUGUCUCUCAACACCGAAGACUUCAAAGAAUAUGCUGGAAACAAACUGGACACUAAAGUGGUCCUACCACCUUCAUUGUACCUGAUGAUCGUCUACAAAAUGUUGACUAACUAUUACCACAGAUGUGAAGAUUUUGUAUUUGAAAAUAUUCAUUUCAAAAAAGUUCUUAGCAUUCCAGCAAUCGGGCACGUACCCUUGUCCGCUAUGGUACAGAAGGGCAGUGGCGAAUUUGAAGUCAUAAGUGAAGAUGAAAUCAUAAUUUCCGGAGUCAUCAAAACCCCAGAGACAGGAAGCAAUGUUUUAUUAGAACUACCAUCGCUUGAAAUUGGCGAGGAAGCUUAUCAGCUAAGUUCUAAAGACUUUUAUCAGGAAUAUUAUCACAGGGGUUGCCAGUAUUCUGGGGUGUACAAAUCCAUUAAGUCAUUAACUAUUACGAAAGAAGGUUCUGUUGCUGAUGUUAAAUGGUGUGAUAAUUGGGCGAUAUUUUUCGAUUUAAUGUUGCAACAGUUCUUCUUUCACGCCGGGGAACGUAAACAAGAUAUUAUGGUUCCCAGCCAUAUCCAGCGUCUUGCAGUGUCCAUUCCUCAGAUGCCUAGUUCAGAAGAUACAAAGAUCAAUUUCAAUUCAUCAACUGGCUUGAUUUAUUCUGAUGGCAUUCAGAUAAGUGGAGUCAGAGGUGCGUCUCUUCCAAAGCUACGAAAAGCUGUUUUGUACAACUGUGUUGAGUUUGUACCAUUUUUCAAUAAAGUAUACAAGUCAUGGGAAAGUGUGUUUAAUUUCACCAUUCAGGUCAUAAGUUUAACCCCAGGUUACGAGGAGAUUAAAAGCCUUUCGGUGGUAGAAGUUACGGCUACAGAUGGAAGUAUUAUUGAUAGAGUAAAAAGCACCAUGACCAAAUACAGGGACAUUAACGCUACGUACUCAAUCGUAAGAAGUCUGAAGUCGAUUGUAGCUUCGCAAAGCGAUCCCUUAUUUGUGGUGUUCGAUGAAGAUUUUGACUCAGACGUAGCCGCUUAUCUAGCCGAUUCACAUGCACUUAUACUAACACGAUCAAAUGAACGAAUUGCUUCAUAUUCACACAUAAUUGAAGUGUCACGGCUUGAAUGUAAUAACAGAAAUUAUUCACUUAUAAAAAAGGUUGCGAAGACCACUGCAGUGGUGGUUAAUGUCUAUGGUGCUACUCUAACAUCUAAAGACUUAGCUAAGAAUAAUAUAAAAUGGGUAAUGCAAUUUAGAAGCACUUUGGAAAAUCUUCAGCCCAAACAAAGGCUGUACCUGGUUUCAAAUGUCAGUCCAUACGAAGGUGUCAACAACUUUGUCCGAAACGUUCAAAAACAAUUGCGAAAUUCAGAAUUGUUAAGGUUCAUAUUUCUACUUGAUAAAGAAAAGGUCACAUUUGAUGAUUCUAAAUCGAUAUUCAAGAGUAUACUGAAGCAUGACCUGGUUCUUACUGUCAUUAGUGAUGGUCAGAUUGGUAGUUAUCUGUCCAUUCCUACAGAACUUCGAGAAGAAGCUAAACAAAUAUUCCAUGCCUCCGGGAAUGUUAUUUCUAAUAAACAUAUUCGAUAUAUUGGGUUGAAUCUGAAAGACGAAUCUGUCAACCCUGAUAAAGAGCCAGAACUAGGGCCUAUCGAUUAUUCUGCCGUAAACAAUUCUAAUCAACCUAUCAUGGGCUUAGCGUGCUUUGACAGGAGUUCGUAUCAAAUAAUUCCCGAUUCUGUUCUUUGCUGGAAUGUGCCUGACGGUUGGAAUUUAGACGAUGCUGCAGCUGUUCCUUAUUCGUACGCCAUGGCUUAUCAUUGUUUGAUAAAUAAAGCAAGGGUUACCACUGGAGGAAAUGUACUCAUCCAUUCCGCUUGUACUGGGGUUGGUUUUGCCUGUGUUUGUAUUGCCCUUAGCAUUGGAUGUAACGUUUUCGUCACGGUGACUACAGACCAACAGAAGGCCUACAUUUUACAAAAAUUUGAUAGGCUUAUUGAUAGGAAUGUAUACAGUAAUGUCACUGCGGAUUUCGAACCUUUAUUCUUGUUAGCAACACAAGGGAAGGGUGCCCAAGUGGUUAUUAACAAUUUAUCGGGAAGAUUCUUUGAAGCGUCGUUGAGAUGCCUUGGUAUGUACGGAAGAUUCAUUCAACUAGGUCAGUAUGACAUGGAACAAAACGGAACGAUGGGAUUGGGAGUUUUUUUUAAACACGUAAGUUUUUAUCACGUCUCCCUCGAGUCAAUAUUUCAAUGUUCAAUUGAAGAAAAACGGUCUGUUGCCAACCUCGUUCAAAAAGGUAUUGAUAAUCUUGUGGUGAGACAUUUGUUUAAAGCAGUCUACGAUAAAUUUGAUAUCGAAAAGCUUUUGAGUGACCUAAAUGAUAAAGGAAAUAUUACCAGAAAAGUCAUCCAGGUGACUCAUAAUCUUCCUUUAGGACAACUAAAUACUGUUAACAAGACCAAAUUUCACUGUGAUUACCGGUCAUCAUAUCUUAUAGUCGGCGGCAAUGAGGAGUCGUGGAUUGAUAUGGCAGAAUGGCUUGUGCUGCGAGGAGCUAAGAAAAUUAUAGCAGCAUCCGAAUCAAAACCCCAACAGUCCAAUUUAACAAGGCGCCUAACACUUUUAAAGUCGUUUUAUAAUGCUGACAUCAUUCACGCACCAUUUGAAGCUCAUACCAGAGACUCUGCGAUGGAACUCAUUUCCGAAGUUUUCAUGUUAGGCCCCAUCAAUGCGGUGUUCUUGCUACCAAGUAAUUAUGAGAAACUUCGAAAUUCUGAUAUAAAGUCAGUCCAGUACAUCGAUGCUGAAUUAAAAACAAAAGCUCCAAAGGCUUUGUUUGUGAAUUUCAUGAAAGAGUUCACUGGAAUAUGUCAGAAUAGGUCAGAAGCCGGUUUUCCGACGUGCACGGUUGAGUGGCAAAACGGAAUCCAGUUUUCCGAUAUUCUGGAUGAUUUGGACGACAUCCUCAGUUAUCGAUUGAACCACAUUUACGUCACAAAUAACGAAAUUAAUGAACUGUUUGGAGAAAGCAAUCAGAUGCUGUACAACAGGUUGAAUAGCAUGUUACCUACUACAAUCGAGGAGCUACGACUGCAAGUUCUUCGGGCUUCUCUGGAGCCCACCUUCUUCCAGCUGUCAUCGAUGAGUCCUUUGAAGACUCGCGAGUUGCCACCGGUCUUUAUAUUGCCUGGACUGCUCCCAAAGAAAUAUGUCGAAAAUUUAGCCGGCAACCUUCUCAGUCCGGUCUAUUGUGCCGACUUUUCAAUUAACGACUUAAAAAUAAACGACAUUUGUCUGUGCCUGGUUGACAAAAUGGAAAAUAUUUUACCAAAUGGACCCUUCAACAUCGUUGCUGUAUCGUGGGGUGGUGCUAUAGCUACGGAAAUGGCAAUAAUGUUAGAGAAACGAGGUCACGCAACCCAAUUAUACUAUUUGGACGGGGCCCCAGAAACCAUGCAAUCCACGCUUAGGUUAUUGGGAUCGGGUGUUAAGAAGGAAAUUGCAUUAGUUAUGAGAUUUCUAAAGAUUAAUCCUGAGAUUCUUAAUAAACUGGAACUAUUAUCAAAUUGGGAUACUCGACUACAGCUUGUGCUAGAUUCCGUACAAUAUGUGAAAGAGGACAAGACAUUCCUUACGAAAAUACUCACGGUGCUGAAGAAUCGAAUAGACGAACUCCUGGAUUACAAGUUUAACCACGACAAAAUGAUUACUGGAAGAAUCUUUUUGUUGAGGCCUACAGGAUCAAAUAAAUACGAUAACUGUGGUUUGUCAAAGAUUUGCGACCAAGCAAUCAGCAUUUCAAUAGUGAAGGGCAAUCACACAAGUAUCCUUCAAAGUCAAGAAACAGCAGAUAUAAUUAAUGAACGUGUAAAGUGUUAAUUAUCAAUAAAAGAUAAAAAACUGCAACU